Molecule: messenger RNA, 381 nt
Organism: Batrachochytrium dendrobatidis JAM81
Lineage: Eukaryota; Fungi; Chytridiomycota; Chytridiomycetes; Rhizophydiales
Exons: 3
Coding region: 1-381 (126 amino acids)
Source: RefSeq, a predicted model, not a curated record
AUGAAGUUGGAUGAUAUCAUGAAAGAGUUUAUCAAACGCCUGGAAGGUUUGAAACUGUUAACAACGGAUGAUCAACUAUACAAGGCUGAUGAAAUAUGGGUCAGACUUCUUGUAUUGAUAAUGGAGUUGGACAAACAGAAUCACAGCUAUACAGAUGUAGCGCCUCGCUUACAGAGUAUUGGACUGGAAGAUAUCGCAGCUGAGCAUUUGGAGUAUAAUCGACCCAGUUUACAGAUCGAAGUAAUGGAGUUUACUACAGUGUUUUUGAGUAUGAUGUACAGUAAUAAUGAGUUCAAAGUAUCACAUCGACUAAACAACCAACUUGCACAACUCAUGCAAUCAUCAAACCGUCAAGUCAAAAUGAUGGCAAGUCAUGAUUGA